Molecule: messenger RNA, 4213 nt
Organism: Pseudophryne corroboree (corroboree frog)
Lineage: Eukaryota; Metazoa; Chordata; Amphibia; Anura; Myobatrachidae
Gene: UBE4A
Product: ubiquitination factor E4A
Exons: 20
Coding region: 257-3499 (1080 amino acids)
Biological process (GO): protein polyubiquitination
Cellular component (GO): nucleus; cytoplasm; ubiquitin ligase complex
Molecular function (GO): ubiquitin-ubiquitin ligase activity
Source: RefSeq, a predicted model, not a curated record
CGCGACUCUAGUAGUAUCAGCAAGCCCGGCGGCGGAGGGUGGGCCUCCCAGUACGAGUCGUACAACCACCACCAGGGGGGCGUGGCCUCGGCGCACCUCGCGCCUCACCUCUGACAGCUGCUCCUCCUCCAGUCACUCCGGCGGCUCCAUCCCCGGUGGGUGGGCGUUUCCGCUGAGCCCAGAUGUGAGGGCGGAAGCGGAAGUGUCAGGAAGGUGGAAACGAUAAGGAAUUACAUGGAACUGGCAGCUGAGUAAAAUGACGGAUCAGGAGAACAACAACAGCAUAUCGGCAAAUCCUUUUGCUGCACUCUUCGGGUCUCUUGCAGAAGCCCGGCAAUUUGUUGCAGGGCAGAAGGAGCAGGUCCGACAGCAGAGAGGUAACUGUAAUAGUAUAAUAGACGAUGCAGGGGAGAGUCAGGAUGAUUCCGACAACAGCGUUUCGGAAAGCCUGGACGACUGCGAUGACUCUGUGGCUGAAAUAAGUCGCUCGUUUCGCUCUCAGCAGGAGAUCUGUGAGCAGCUGAACAUUAACCACAUGAUUCAGCGAAUCUUUCUGAUCACGUUGGACAACAGUGACCCCAGCCAGAAGAGCGAGAAUGGCAUACCUCUGCGUUGUGUGUACCUGGAGGAGAUGGGUUCAGAGCUUGAUGGGCAGGACUGGUUGGACAUGGAUAAUGUGGAACAGGCCGUAUUCACGCGGCUUCUUCUCCCUGAACCUGGGAAAUAUCUGAUCUACAUGACGUCCUCCGGAGUCCCUAAUCUGUCUGCAGAGAGAGAUGCGGGAGAGGAGCACAUCAUCCCGUUCCUGUUUUCCUGUUUCCAGAGAGCCAUGAAAGAGGUCACUAAAGUGCCAGAGAAUCUGCUGCCAUAUGCAGUGCGCUGCAAAACAUUAACCGUCUCUAACACACGUACGGUGCUGCUUACCCCCGAGAUCUAUCAGGGGCAGGAUGUCCCAGCUCAGGUGGUGGACCUUAUGCUUGAGGGACUCCGGGGAGCAUAUUUUGAUGAGGUAGUGGAGUUCCUGGAGGAGGUAAUGGAGUCUCUCCUGGCAGAUGAGGAGGUGCAGUCCUUUAGUGAAGUCUUCCACCCUGUCUUCGAUGUGAUCCUGGAACGCGUCAGGGACUUGGACCUGUGCCAGAUGCUGCUUUACAGUUAUCUUGACCUCCUUCUAUACUGCACCCGACAGAAGGACCUUGCUAAGGUUUUUGUGAAAUAUAUUCAGCCUCAGGAUCCAAAUAAUGGGCACCAGUAUCAGAAGACCUUGCUGGGUGCGAUCCUCAGCAUUUCCUGCAUAUUGCGCACACCAGGUGUGGUCGAGAAUCAUGGCUACUUUGUGAACCCAUCUCGCUCUAGUCCCCAGGAGAUAAAAGUGCAAGAAUCUAAUAUCCAUCAGUUCAUGGCUCAGUUCCACGAGAAAAUUUACCAGCUUCUGAAGAACCUUCUCCAGCUGUCCCCAGACACCAAGCUCCUCAUCCUGUCCUGGCUGGGGAACUGUCUGCAUGCCAAUGCCGGGCGUGCUAAAAUCUGGGCCAAUCAGGUGCCGGAGAUCUUCCUACAGACGUAUGCUUCCGACAGCUUCUUUCUGAACUUGGGUGCUGCCCUGCUACGCCUGUGCCAGCCGUUUUGUAAAUCGAAAUCUGCUCAUUUGCUGACGUUCAAUCCCACGUACUGUGCUCUGCGGGAACUCAAUGAAGAGGAGCGUAAAAGCCGUAAUGUGCACAUGAAAGGACUGGACAAAGAAACCUGUCUGAUUCCGCCUGCAGACGACCAACAACCAGAUUUUCCCCAGAAUUUCAACUUGGUGACAGAGAACCUGGUGCUGACACAAUACACGUUACAUCUAGGCUUUCACAGGUUGCAUGAACAGAUGGUGAAGGUGAACCAGAGCUUGCACAGACUACAGGGGGCAUGGCGCGAUGCCCAGCAGAGUGGUAGUGCCGGCGCUGAGAACCUGCGAGAACAGUUUGAACGGCUUAUGACAAUCUAUCUGUGCUUGAAGGCAGCCUUAAGUGAGCCUCAGUGCCUCCAGAACUGCCUCCAGCUGCAGGUCUCUACUGCACUUCUCUUAGUGCAGAUUGCUUUGGGAAACCGAGGCACGGAACCUGUUCCACUCACCUUUCCUGUGCCCGAUGUACAGCACAGUCCCCUCGCAUACGUACCAGAGUUCUUUGCCGAUAACCUGGGAGACUUUUUCAUCUUCUUGAGACGGUUUGCAGAUGAGGUUUUGGAGACCGCUGCAGAAUCCCUAGAACAGAUACUGGAUUUUAUUACAGUGUUCACAGGCAGUGUUGAGAGGAUGAAAAACCCUCACCUGCGUGCCAAGCUGGCAGAGGUUCUGGAGGCUGUAAUGCCCCACCUGGAACAUACUCAGAACCCACUUAUCUCUAGUGUCUAUCACCGACAAAGGAUCUUCUGUUCUUACCGACACGCGGCACGCCUUGCGGAAGCGCUGAUAAAGGUGUUUGUUGACAUAGAAUUUACCGGUGACCCACAUCAGUUUGAGCAGAAGUUUAACUAUCGGCGUCCUAUGUAUCCCAUCUUACGGUACAUGUGGGGGCAGGACGCCUAUCGAGAGAGUAUAACUAACUUGGCGGAUUAUGCGGCGAAGAACCUUGAAGCUGUGAACCCCCCGCUGUUUCUGCGAUUCCUCAAUUUGCUGAUGAAUGAUGCAGUGUUCCUACUAGAUGAGGCCAUCCAGUACCUGAGCAAAAUUAAAGUCCUGCAGAUAGAGAGGGACCGGGGCGAGUGGGACGGUCUGAGUGCUGACAGCCGACGGGAGAAGGAGUCCAAUCUGCUCAUGUUUGGCCAGUUAGCCAGGUUCCACAAUAUCAUGUCAAAUGAGACCAUUGGGACCUUGGCUUUCCUCACCUCUGACAUACACUCGCUCUUCGUCCAGCCGUUCUUAGCGGAACGUAUCAUCUCCAUGCUCAACUACUUCCUCCAGCACUUAGUGGGCACCAAGAUGGGCGCAUUGAAGGUGAAAGAUUUCAGUGAGUUUGACUUUAAACCGCAGCAGUUGGUUUCGGACAUAAUCACCAUCUACUUGAAUUUGGGGGAUGAAGAGAACUUCUGUGAGUCGGUACCAAAGGACGGCCGCUCAUAUUCACCAACACUGUUCGCUCAGACUGUGCGGGUGCUCAAGAAAAUUAACAAGCCUGGGAAUAUGAUCGUGGCUUUCACAAACAUGGCUGAGAAAAUUAAGUCCUUGGCAGACCAGCAGCAGCGAGAUGAGGAAACCUACGCUGAUGCACCUGAUGAGUUCUUGGAUCCUAUUAUGAGUACAGUCAUGUCAGACCCAGUUAUUCUCCCAUCCUCUCGUGUCACCGUGGAGAGGUCAACCAUUGCUCGACAUCUGCUUAGCGACCAGACGGACCCUUUUAAUCGCAGUCCUCUGACCAUGGAUCAGCUAAAACCGAACCAUGAACUUAAGGAAAGGAUCUUGCAGUGGCUGGCUGAGCGCAAGCAGCUGUGCGAGAACAGAGGACGUCAAUCUUUAUAGACUGAUUUACAGACUGCAAUGAGACAUCUACUGUAAGCAGCGCUUGUGCAGCAGGGAAUUGCAGUGUAGAACCCAGGCGCACACUCCCUGCUGCACGGCGGGCGUGUGUGAUGGAGUACGGCGACAACUGGAACACAGCGGCCACAGACUGAUGAGCCACACCUAACUACUUACCUGCCAAAGUGGUUUUACCGGGUCAAUUUCAAGCUUGCCUGCUAAUGUAAUUUGGGGGGUGUUUGUAGAACUUGUAGUUCCCCUUUCCACACCCGCACAUGUAUCCUCUUUACAAGAUCCAGUUCUGUGACUAAUAUGGUGACGUACCUGCAAUGAAAUGUAAUUCACCCAAAUAUUUUAUUUUACCAGUUCUUCCGCCAUGUUUACAGCAGGGGGGAAACCGGCCUUUUGGCUUCUCAGCUGUUCAGCUACAAACCUCAGUCUUGCUGUGAUUUGUAGUUCAACAGCAGCUAACAAGGGCCUGGAUCACAAGCAUGGUUUGCAACCAUAAUGGCAAAUAAAACUGAGCCUGUAUAUUAGAUUUAAAAAAAAAAAAAAAAUAUAUAUAUAUAUAUAUAUAUAUAUAUAUGGAGAGGGAGAGUGAUAAUGUGAAAGCAGGACGAGACAUCUACAUACGUAACCUGAUGUAAGGUAGGUCCUGACUGCCGACCUGUACAUGUAUAAUAAUCCUGGCUAAUAAAUGCUAACAUUUUCGUUUAA